Closterium sp. Naga37s-1 is the source of this 2832-nucleotide messenger RNA. The record is from the annotation of a GenBank genome assembly. NCBI's taxonomy places the organism in Eukaryota, Viridiplantae, Streptophyta, Zygnematophyceae, Desmidiales, Closteriaceae.
AUGUCCUACGUAGCAGGUGGCAUUUGGCAGCAGCAUCUGGCAGCCUUGUCAGCCCAUGCAGAGGCCAUCCGCGAUAAGGUGCGCGGAGUGGGGAGAUCGGUGCGCGGGCUUGGGGGGCGGAAGGCGCAGGGGGGAAGAAUGGUGAGCGGAGAGGAGCGGGGAGGAAACAUGGAGAAGCAAAGUGGGGGGGAGGAAGAGAGGGAGGAUCAGGGUCAGGAGAAAAAGGAGGACAAGGGUAGUGAGAAGGAGAAGGAGGCGGAAGAGGAGGAAGGGGAGGGGGAGGGGGGAAUGAGGGACGAGGAGGAGGAGAAGACGAUCGAUCUGGUAGACGAGACAUCGGAGGAAGAGGAUGAAGAAAACUCGAAAGGGGACUCUCCAGGAGAAGCAAUGGAGGAGAUGGAGCAAGCGGUGGGAGAAGGGCGAGCGGAGGAGGCAGAGGCAGUAGGAGUAGGGCUGGGGAGAGAGGAGGGGUAUGCGGCAGAGAGGGAGGGAGCAGCAGAGUGGGAGGGGGCGGCAGAGUGGGAAGGAGUGGCAGAGAGGGGAGGAGGUGCAGAGAAUUGUGAAAAUGAGGUCGAAGAUGCAGAGGAGGACGCAGUGGAGGAGGGAGUGGGAGAUAACUAUGAGUUGGUUGAGCCCCUCGUUGCUGAAAACGGAAGGGGGCAGGACAAGGGGGCAGGGUUAGGGAACGAAGCCAGGGAUAUCAUGCAAAGGGGAGGGGAAGGCGUGGUGGGGAGGGCAGGUGGGGAGCAGAGUGGUGCAGGAGAGGCAGAUGGGCCGGUGGGGAACGACCUGGUAGCGUCUGUGGAGCGAUGGGCGCAACGGGCGGGGCUGCGCGGAGCAGCAGCAGCUGCAGCAGCAACAGCAGCAGCAGCACCAGGGCAGCCGUCACCAAGCAAGGGAUCUUCACGUGGAGAGGUGCAGAGUGCACUGGUGGAGGGGAAACCCACCAAUGGUGAAGAGGCAUUCAAGGCGCGGCUGCAGGAGGAAAUCGAUGCCUUGCUGCGGCAAAUCCCUCCCGAUAAGCAGCAGAUUUCAAAACUUCUGAUCAACGUAACGGUCAGCUUUCUCUCUUCUCUGCCAUCCAAGACACAGCAGAUCACCCCUACAUUGCAACGGACCACCCCUGAAAUGCAGCGGCUCAUCCCAGCAGCACCGCACAUCACCCCUGAAUUACAGGAAAUCACCCUGUCCCACCGAAAUUUCCACUACUUCCUCUCACUCGCUCCCGCCUGCCAUCCAACCCUCCUUCCCUCCCUCACCUCCCUCACGCUCGACCAAUGCUCCGCAAACCUAAAAUCCCUGCACGUGAGCAGGGUGACUGACUCUGUUCUGCAGCAGGUGGGGGCGCUCACGAGCCUUGAGGUCCUCUCCUGCACGUUCUGUGAGGGGGUGAGCUCUAUGGGCUGGAUUUUGCUGGACCGGCUGAAACGUCUGAGAUGGCUCCGAGUGGCACCAGCGGACCUGGACGGUCAUGGUCUGAGGAUGGAGUAUCCCAAGGGAAGGUUGCCGGUGGUCUCGCGAGUGUAUGCAAGGCCACAGAAGAAGCAGGGGGGCGUACUUUGGGAGAGUGGUCAAGAGGGUGGUCAAGAGGGUGUUCAAGAGGGUGCACACUUGAAACACAAGGGAUUGUCAGGCCCAGUGGACGAUAGUGGGGUUUGGUGUCUGGUACGGGGGCUGCAACAUCUGGAGCACCUGGAGCUGCAUGCACCACCGCGCUACAGGAACGCGUUCAUCUCACUCGAAAAGUCGUACCUUCUCACCACUCUCCACAUCACAGGAGCUGUUCUUGACAAUGACGCCUUGACUUGGUUGACUCACGUGACUUGGUUGACCCACCUCAGCCUGGCUGGCUGCACGUUCCCAACCGAGAGCGAGGUCCAUCAAAGCUGGAGGCCCCCCGUCAGUGUGGUGAAGAGAAUAGCCGGCUCCAUGCCGAAGCUCGAGUCCCUGGACCUGUCGGGAACGGCAGUCACCAAAGAAGAGAUUUUUGAGCUGCAGUAUUUGAAGCACUUGGAGCGCUUGACUCUGAGGCAGUGCUGCAAUCUGGGCCAGUCGUUUGUGCGCUUCCUCAGGCACUGGCGGAGGUACAAGCACAAGUCAAGGAAGGAGCUUCCGGUGCUCAGCUCUUAUUCACGGUCUACUUCUGCAGACACUCUCUCGGCUUCUCAUCAUCACACCAUGGCUCUUCCUGAAGGGACUCCUGCUGUGAACGCUCCGGGUGCUGGCCUCUAUGGGAAGAAGCCUACGAAAGUACGCCCUGAGCCGGUCGCUCCGAAGACGAUGUUCAAUGGCGCGACGGCUCCCCGAGGAGAGGAAGAGAUUAAGGUGCUCACGGCUCGCACGUCAGCGCUACGCAUCAAUGAUCUGCCAGAAGGAAGCGAUGCAAAUGUCACUUUCAAUGACAAGGCAGCAAGUGGUGCAGCAUCGGAUCCUAAUGUGCUGGACAAGGGAAAGACAAAGGUUCAAGAUGCGGAGGAAGACUGCGGUUACCUCAGUGACGAUCCUGAUGAAUGCCAGGAUCCGGCGACGCUCAACGAGAUUGCUGCGCAAGCGGGGGUCGCUAUCACGCUGCUGGUCCCUUUCGCCUGGAACAAGGAGAUCCCGCGUGGUAUCUGCACCGUCAAGCAUCUGCUGUUGCUGUGGGGCAAGCAUAUGUCGGAGAACGUCAAAGCAACAACGAGGUGUCAGCAACUCACGGCGACUUUCCUCUCCAAGCAGCAUUUUGGGCGCGUAGAAGUGGUUUUCCUGCAAGAGGCCGACGCGGUGUUCAUGCGAAGCAGGGAGAUCGAGCACUACACGGUGAACGACAAGAAGCUUACGCUCGGCUGGUAG